GGACAAAACCGCUCACUGAGAGUCAGAGAGAGACACUCUGAGUGACUGACCCACCAGCCUACCUUCUGUUACGAUGCUGGAAUAACACAGAAUCCACACUGUAUCUAACAUCUAGCCCAUAUUUACCUGGAAGAUGUCUGGGAAACUCGACAGUAAGCAAGACUCCCAGCGCUCCAACCUGCAAACCUUCACAAUGAGGCUAAUAGACAGAUUUCACUCCCCCAAGCCAAAAAGAGUGCAUUCAUCAAAGAAAGCAUCAAAGCCUUCAAUAGAACGAAUUGUCAAGGCUCCUGAGAAGCAAGAAACUAAGAAUCUCAGUCGGUUGGAAGAGAAGGAGAAAGAAGUGGUCAGUGCCUUGCGUUACUUCAAGACGAUCAUUGAUAAGAUGGUGGUGGACCGGAAAGUUCUGGAAAUGCUUCCCGGCUCGGCCAGUAAAGUGUUGGAGGCUAUCGUGCCUGUAGUGCAAAUCGACCCCAAGAUUCUGAAAAGUUCCUCCGUGUCGUCCUGCCUCAGUCGAGUGUAUCAGAGUCUGGCGAACCUCAUCCGCUGGUCUGAUCAGGUGAUGCUGGAGGGAGUGGACCUGGAGGAGAAGGACACUGUUGCAAAUGUUACCAGCAUCAUCAAAGCAGUGCUGGAUGGGGUGAAGGAACUAGUAAAGCUGGUUUUGGAGAAACAGCAGCUCCCAUCCCCAACAUCGCCCACAGCCAAAAAUGUGCCAUCAGUCAUCAGCUCAGAGAGUGCUCCAGAGCCUCCUGUUAUAGAGACGGAAGAUGAGAGCUCGACAAACUCCUCUGCACUGAGUCGUUCCUCCGAGGCCCUGACUGACGCCCCCUCCACCGAAGAAGCAGCGCCUCCCAAACCCCCACUCCCUGGCCUGAAAGUGCCCGAGCACUGUCCCCCAGCUCUUCCACCUAAGAAGCGCCAGUCAGCUCCGUCUCCUACCCGAGUCGCCGUCGUUGCUCCGAUGAGCCGUGCCACCAGCGGAUCGAGUCUUCCUAUCGGCAUCUGCAAACAGGACUAUGAUGCAGAUGGUUUACAGCGGCGCUUUUCUGGUGGCAGUCACUCAUACGGUGGCGAGUCGCCGCGCAGCUCUCCCUGCGGCAGCAUGGGUAAACUGAGCAAAUCAGACGAGCAGCUGUCCUCUCUGGAGCAGGACAGCGGACAGUGCUCUCGCAACACUAGCUGUGAGACGCUAGAUACAGCAGAGUGCUACGACCCAGACUAUGACUUCCUCAGAGAGGACUUGUCCAGCGUGGAUCAGAUCUCUCUGCCUCCCGGAAGCUGUCUCAGCCCCCUACCAGAGUCCCACCGGGAGCUGUCCUCCUCCCCAUGUCCGGGCCAGGUUCCGUGCGGUUCUGCCUCUCUUCAUCACUCCACCGCUCCUUCUCCGCACACCCUCGUCACCCCUCCUGCCCUGCCAGAAAAGAAGCGGCGCAGCGGCAACUCUCACACACCCUUCGACGGCCUGCCGUCUCGAACCCCCUUCGAGCGCCUGCACUCCCAUUACGACAACGUCGCAGACGAGGAAAUACCCGUGCCGCCGUUCCCUCUGUUCCCUCUCUUCGCUCCCGUGGUCGGAUAUGGGGUGGACUUUGUCGCCCCUGAGAACGCUUCCGUGCCUCAAUCUCCUCCACCUCUACCUGAGAAGAAAAGCAGACACAUCCUGAAGUACAUGCAGUUUAUGGAGGAUUACUCGGAACCGCAGCCAUCAGUGUUCUACCAGACGCCGCAGAGCGAGAGCAUCUACGAGCAGCGCAAUAGGCUCAUACAGGAAGUGUACGGCUUCAACGACUCGUUCAGCAGCAGUGACUCUGUGCACGAGCCCCUCCCCCCUCCAGCGCUCCCACCCAAACAGAGGCAGCUGGCCUCCUCUCACUCUGCGUCUCCUUCCUCAUCCUCCUCUUCCUCUCUGUCGUGCCAGCUGCAGCCGGGUGGAGGCCCGAGUUCUGCUGAGGUGGACGCUGCUCUCAGUCUGUCCGCCUCGAGCUCCUCUCUGGGCUGCCCGGCUUCUCCUCCUGCCGCCACGAGCCAGAAUGCUAGUGACGAGAGUGGCGAGGGUGGGUACGUCAAUCUGUAUUCAUCCAGCCAAGCCAACGGAGACCUGCCGCUCUCGAACGGUGACCCCAACAGUGGCGCGGAGGACUCGCUCCAGGACUCGGUCUCGGACCACAGCAAGGAGCCGACUGACUCGGACAGCUGGAAGCAGAAGUGCGCAGACUCGGACCUGAGCUCGGAGGAGCUGGACGAGCUGUCCCUGGUGGAUCAUAAUGAGAUCAUGGCUCACAUCACACUAAAGCAAGAGAACGAUGACGGACCAGACGUCCGGGCGGGAUCAGGGGACAUUUUAUUAGUUCACGCAACAGAAACGGAUCGCAAAGAUCUGGUUUUAUACUGUGAAGCCUUCCUGACGACGUACAGGACAUUUCUAACCCCAGAGGACCUCAUUAAGAAGCUCCACUAUAGGUAUACUAGAUUUUCUCACAGUUCCGACACCGUUAAGAAGCGAGUCAGCAAAAACACCUUCUUCGUGCUGGUGCGUGUUGUGGACGAGCUUUGUUUGGUGGAACUGACAGAAGACAUUCUGAAGCACCUGAUGGACCUGGUGGUCAGUCUGGUUUGUAGCGGGGAGCUCAGUCUGGCCCGCGUCCUCCGUAAGAACGUUCUGGAUAAAGUGGAGCAGAAGAAGCUGCUGAGCUACACUAACUCGAUGAAGACUCUAGCUGCCCGCAGUGUCGCCGCCAGGCCUGGUACUCUUCAUGACUUCCGUAGCCAUGAGAUCGCAGAUCAGCUCACUCUCCUGGACGCAGAGCUGUUCUACAAAAUAGAGAUCCCUGAAGUUCUGCUGUGGGCAAAAGAACAGAAUGAAGAGAAGAGCCCGAAUCUCACCCAGUUCACAGAACACUUCAAUAACAUGUCUUACUGGGUGCGUUCUUUAAUAAUCCUGCAAGAAAAAGCCCAAGACCGAGAAAAACUCCUCCUCAAGUUUAUCAAAAUCAUGAAGCACUUACGAAAACUUAAUAACUUUAACUCCUACUUGGCGAUACUGUCGGCUCUGGAUUCAGCACCUAUAAGGAGACUGGAGUGGCAGAAGCAAACCUCAGAGGGUCUGGAGGAAUACUGCACUUUAAUCGAUAGCUCGUCAUCGUUCCGGGCGUACAGAGCAGCCUUGGCAGACGUCGAGCCUCCCUGUAUACCGUACCUGGGUCUCAUCCUUCAGGACUUAACCUUUGUGCACCUUGGGAAUCCUGACUUCAUCGAAGGGAAGGUGAACUUUUCGAAACGCUGGCAGCAGUUCAACAUCCUGGACAGCAUGCGGCGCUUCCAGCAAGUACAUUACGAUCUCAAACACAACGAUGACAUCGUAUCCUUCUUCAACGACUUCAGUGACCAUCUCGCCGAGGAGGCGCUGUGGGAGCUCUCUCUCAAGAUCAAGCCACGGAACAUCACGCGCCGCAAAACAGAGCGGGAGGAGAAGACGUAGGGCUUCGCUCCCCAGCAUGAAUAAACUCUGUUCAAGUGGACUUGUGAGAAGAAGCAAUUAAGAGGCGACCAUGACGGCAGCUAUGAGACUGUUGGGAACCGUACAACGUUUUCACAAGUUUACAGGAGUUUGGGGAAUGCACUGCGUCUUGUCCUGUGAACAUUUUGCAAGGGAGAGUGCAGGACGUUGCAGUGGGAGGGUCAGUAAGACCUCAGUGUCUGGACGCAUGGCUCCAGAUAGAUAUCUUUCUUUUUUUUUUUUCUUAAAUGCACAUAAACGACUGUUUACGACGGACUUUAGAAGGAUUUAUUGUGUCCCUAUUUCAACAGCUUGCAGCAUUUGGCACUAGGUCUUGGUAUUCAUAGACAGUUGCUAUAAAAGGCAUGAUUUGAAAUCUCAACAGAUUUAGCACUUUACAUCCAUGUACAAACAGCUUCGCUCACGUCGCCCCGUUGAGGUGAUGGGACUUCAUGAACAGGUUUAACCAGAGCUAGCCGGACUCCUAACACUGUUCCUCAUGUCCCUUUUCAGGACUUCACUGGUCCUCGGUCUUUCUGAAUAAUGAACGUUUGUGUUUGCCGAUUGUGAUGCGUACUGUCUGGAAACAAAAGGCUUCACACCACUUCACACCAAGUCUUCCAGUUGUAUUUAUUUUUAAAAAGUGUCUACUUUUCAGAGGAAUAUAUCACGUGUUGUGAAUUAUAUCGUCGUGUGCAUUUGGUAGAUGCAAAUACGCUCGUUGCAGAUUCCCACAUUUCAUGUUUGUGAUUUAACGCUUAUACAAAGUCAUCCAGAUGGAAGUGUUGAGGUGUGUAGGAGUACUUUACGUCUCUGUAGUAUGGUUACAACUCUCUCUAUUACGGUGUGCGCUCAUAACCUGAUACCAAGUGCCUAACGCUGUUCAUAUAGUGCAAUGAUUUGUCGUUUAUUUUUGUAUAACGUGUCUUUUUUUUUUUUUUUUUUUUUUUUUUUUUUAAAUGUUAGACAUUUUACACGGACACUUUUGGAGAAGCUGAUGCGCUCUCUCCAGAUCAACGGUAUGAAAAGUGUUCAAAUGUGUGCACUUGAAACAAAAAGAAUAAGGUUAUGAAGAGCUGCCAUGCCGAGCUCAGCCCUGUAUAGAAGACUGAAGGAAUUCUGUGAGGGUGAUGUGGGCUUUGUGAAUACUGCUGGAGUCAUUUAUUACAAGGAUUGAUGUGGAAUUAAAGUCCCAGUCAGUGAUCAGUACAACUGACAGAAUGAAAUAUUAGCUGUCUGUAGUUCCAACAUUUUUCUCAAAAAAAAAAAAAAUCUGCUCAUCAUGUUUGCUUUAAGAGAGUUUCUUUUUUUUUUUUUUUUUUUAAACCCUGCGGCUUCUGCUGUGAGACCUGCAUCCGGGUUUUGGUCCAAACUAGUGUUAGAAAGCAUUAAAAAAAAAAACAAAAGGAAAUUCCACAAUAUCACAAUUUCAAUUUAUUCUGUGAAUUAUGAUCAAGUACGUUGAGAAUUUGUAAUUAUCAGGAAUAUUUCUAAGCCUAUAAUAAUCAUUUAAUUUCAGAGACAUCUUCUAUAAGCUGUGAUUUACAGUUUUGCCCUGCAUUGGAUCUUGCUAAUUUCUUUCCUUCAGGCUUUUGUUUAGAUUUUUCUGUCCCUCAAGGUAGCACCCAGCUAACCACUUCCAAACACUUCCAGUGUUUUUGUCCAGUGAAAACUGAGCUUUUCAAAAACGUGGAUACAUUUGAAAACGCCGUUUUUGCGUUGUAGUGUGGACCGUUAUUCGAAAACGCCGAUAUUCGAAAACGUAUUUUUGGUCAUGUGACGCAGUCAUGGGACCCCUUCGACUCGAAACAAACAAAUUGGUGGACGAUGUACUGCAGUUGGUGUGCCUGCUAUCCAGUUUGAUAGCCUUGUUCAAGAUUAAUAUCGCCUUGUACAACCUUCAGAUUGCAUUUUUAAAUAAACGCCUGACAGAAAUGCAGGCCAAAGCUUCGUAUAUUUUUACGCACGCGCGGUAUAAGGAUGUAAGCGAUUCCCGCUGUUUCAGUGUCGACGAGCGAGAUUUUUAAAGUGAAAAUGCCGUUCUCAGAUCUAUCCGGUUAAUGUAGACGUAGCCGCAAAUGCAGUUCUUUCUGCUCCUUUAAACUAUUAUUCUAAACGUUGGCUGGCCAGUGUAAGAGGAACACCUGUACAACUGCUCAUCCAUGCUGUUAUCCAAUGUAGCAGCAGUGUAGUGCGUGAAGUCAUGCCGAUACAGGUGAAGAGGAUCACUUAAUCAUGGUGAAGUAAAAAGCAUCUGAGAACACCACGCGGAGGAAGCAGGUGGGCUACAGGAGCAGAAGACCACUGUGCAACAGCGCACCUUGAGGUUUGACGUGUUGUGUGUUUUGAGAUGCUUUUCUUCUCACCCUGUUUGUAAAGAGUGGAUAUUUUAUUUACUGUAGACUUCGUGUCAGCUCAAACCAGGCUGGCCAAUUUCCUCUCCCCUCUCAUCAAUGAUGACAUCAUGGAUCUGCAGCUCACUGGUUUUAGUUUUUCGUACCGUUCAGUUUUAUUUGUAUAGCGCUUUUAACAACGGGCAAAAAUACAUGAAUUCAGGAUAUAGAUUUUAAAUGUGAGAAUUUAUCCCUCAUGAGCGAGCCAGAGGCGACGGGGGCGAGGAAAAACUCCCUGAGACGAUGUGAGGAAGAAACCUUGACAGGAACCAGACUCAAAAGGGAACCCGUCCUCAUCUGUGUAACACCGGACAGUGCGAUUAUAAAUAAAUAAAUCCCUUCUAUAAAUGUGCUAAUACUACAUGGUCAAAUUGUGCAGGAGAAUUCACUGCAGUUUUUACAUGAAGUCUGUUUUGUUGAACUUCUCCACUGUUCAGUGAUGGCGACUUGAGUGCAAAACUAUUUGUGGCAAUUUUAGUCCUAAGCCAUCAUAACAUAACUGUUCAUAUGACUCAAGAUCCAAAGCCAUCUUUAUGGUUUU
This is a messenger RNA of Ictalurus furcatus (blue catfish), 6433 nucleotides long. RefSeq names its product Rap guanine nucleotide exchange factor (GEF) 1a (gene rapgef1a). The record is from RefSeq and is a predicted model, not a curated record. The transcript is spliced from 25 exons. NCBI's taxonomy places the organism in Eukaryota, Metazoa, Chordata, Actinopteri, Siluriformes, Ictaluridae. Gene Ontology annotation, cellular component: plasma membrane. Gene Ontology annotation, molecular function: guanyl-nucleotide exchange factor activity. Gene Ontology annotation, biological process: Ras protein signal transduction; positive regulation of GTPase activity. Bases 134 to 3481 code for a protein of 1115 amino acids.